This is a messenger RNA of Asparagus officinalis (garden asparagus), 753 nucleotides long. Its product is annotated as calmodulin-binding protein 60 E-like. Gene Ontology annotation, biological process: regulation of salicylic acid biosynthetic process. Gene Ontology annotation, cellular component: nucleus. Lineage: Eukaryota; Viridiplantae; Streptophyta; Magnoliopsida; Asparagales; Asparagaceae. Gene Ontology annotation, molecular function: sequence-specific DNA binding; calmodulin binding; DNA-binding transcription factor activity. The record is from RefSeq and is a predicted model, not a curated record.
AUGGCAAAAAAUCAUGUCAGUGAGGAAGUGGAGCGUGCUUUGGCGAAGUUAGUCCAGCCCAAGCUCACAGGAAGGUCAUCUCCUCAAAGAAUCGAGGGACCAGGAGGAAGAAAGCUACAACUUCAUUUCAGAUCAAGGUUACCUCCACAUCUCUUCACAGGAGCAAAAGUCGAUCAAGGCACGUCAAUCCAUAUCAUUUUACUUGUUGCAGUCACUAACACGGUUAUCAGCUUUGGGUCCGAAGCAGUAGCCAAACUAAGUGUUGUUGUCUUGGAAGGCAAUUUCAAUGAUGAAAAUGAUAGCAAAUGGACUCAAUAUCACUUUGAAAGUUUUGAAGUUAAGGAGAGAGAGGGUAAAUUAAGGCCACUUCUGACAGGUGAUUUACUGGUUACUCUUGAAGAAUGAAUUGGAACUUUAGGAGAUUUGAGUUUCACUGAUAACUCUAGUUGGAUACGGAGUAGAAAAUUUAGACUCGGUGUCAAAGGUGUCAAAGUUGCUGAUGGAUUUUCUGAAGAUAUUCAUAUACGAGAGGCAAAGUCUGAGGCAUUUGCUGUUAAGGAUCAUAGAAGAGAAUUGUACAAAAAACACUAUCCGCCUGUGUUGCAUGAUGAAGUAUGGAGAUUGGAUCGAACAUCGAAGGAUGGAGCGCUGCACAAGAGGUUGGUGGAUGCUAGUAUUGUAACUGUUGAAUAUUUUCUUCGUCUUUUUGUCAGAGAUCAACAGAAAUUGAGAAGUGUGACAACUUGCUCUUGA